Messenger RNA from Ambispora leptoticha, 355 nucleotides. The record is from the annotation of a GenBank genome assembly. Lineage: Eukaryota; Fungi; Glomeromycota; Glomeromycetes; Archaeosporales; Ambisporaceae.
AUGUCCUUUACAACGGUAAAUGUAAAUCUAUUUCCAGACCCGACGUUCACGCCGCCAACAGUACAACUAUCAAAAAAGAUAUCCCGCAAAACAGAAGUCGGAGACUGGACGUUUGCCAAAAGAGAGUUGAACAAAAGAAAAGGAAACGCCAAUGCGCGCGUUCAGUAUUUUGAGAGACAACUUCAGAAACUUGAAUCGGUGGUUGGUCCAGGUAGUGCAAGUCUAAUGUCUGCUGCUGUAGUGACCUCACGGCGUGAAAAAACCUCUUUCGAGCAUAAAAAGAAGGAUAAUAAAAGGGGGUCAAGUAUAACAGCAACGACAGCAACGACAAGCACAAUAAAGAUUGAGACACAUG